Molecule: messenger RNA, 1674 nt
Organism: Rhipicephalus sanguineus (brown dog tick)
Lineage: Eukaryota; Metazoa; Arthropoda; Arachnida; Ixodida; Ixodidae
Exons: 6
Coding region: 1-1674 (557 amino acids)
Biological process (GO): nucleocytoplasmic transport; activation of GTPase activity
Cellular component (GO): cytosol; perinuclear region of cytoplasm; nucleus
Molecular function (GO): small GTPase binding; GTPase activator activity
Source: RefSeq, a predicted model, not a curated record
AUGUCUGCGCAAUUGUACUAUGGACGUCCGCGCUUUGCUUUGCCCCCGCAGGCUGGCGGUGACGGCAUCGUUACUCUCCUGAACUAUCUGGCUUCCAACCUCUCGGUGGAAGUCCAUGGAAGGACACGCGAAAUGCUCGAGGGUCAAGCAGGCGAAGCUCUUGCCGGCGUCGUGCGUAGGCACGUUGCUCUGAACAAACUGGAGAUCAACGGCUCGACUUUUGCUCAUCCGGAGGCCGUAUUGAAAGCUGCUGUUAAAAGCCCAAGCCUGAAGACGCUGAAUGUCAAUGAAUGCCGCCUCUCAACGAUGGACAUCCACAACAUGGGCGAAGCCCUUUCUAGGCCCCCGCCGUCUCGGGCUAGUGUGCUGGGUGGGGCAUCAGCGUCAGAGCCGCCUACAAGCGUUCUGGAAAAUCUCUCCUUCACGAACUGCAGGAAGGCGAAUGCGGGGGAGCAGGAUUUCAUGUUUCAAGUCACGUUCGCCAUGCUUAUUUCGGGUGGGCUACGCCAACUCUCCCUUAACGACUGCCGUCUGACGUACGUGUUCGCCAUGAUGGCCGCGCGCCAACUGCGUGCUGACAGCCGCCUUCAACACCUGUACGUUCAGAAAAACAAUCUGACCCUCAGCGGGAUCCGUAUCAUGCUCAAGUCUCUGGAGGUCAACACCACACUGGAUGUGCUCGGCAUCGACAUGUGGCACCAUCCCCACCAAUUCGUCGUUUACAAGGUUAUCACAGACUUCAAACUCUCCUCUCGUCUCGUCUUCAGCUGGGAGAACCCGCUUGGGCUCGAAUUCGUCCGGGGACACGAAUUGUGCUCCUUGAGCUCCGUCUACCUGAAUUUUAACCGGCGGGUACCGGUGGACACCCAGGUUCUUCUGGAUGAACUUAAAAAGUGCACCCGAACAAAACAUGCUGACAUGUACUGCACGGCACGCUCAAAGCAUCCAAUGCCACUACUUCUGGUCAACGCUCUGAGAAAUCUGCAGCACCUCAGAGCCCUGAAUCUCCGCCUCCCGCUAGCCGAGAAAUACGUAGUCCGCGUGUUUCUCGGCCUGCGAGACAACAGGAGCAUUCAAAAGUUGACGCUCUCCCACAUCGUCUUCGGUAGCAAGGCCAUCGAAGCGCUGGCCCAAAUGGUUCGAACGAACAGGACCAUCACGAGUCUGUCUGUACAGCUCCAGUAUAGCGGUCCCAGCAAUUGGCACCAGCUGAAGGACAUCCGCAACCGACUUGGGGAGGCCAUCCUGGCCAACCACUUCAUCAUCAAUCUCUCUGUCGGUAUGGCGGACGUCAGCCGCGCCAGCAGCUAUCAGAUAAAAGAGGCCAUCAGGCGCAACAUGAUGCUUGUCACCCAAGCCAUCCGCUAUAUCCAAGGGGCUAAGGGCAUGACCGAAGCGCGGGCCUUCGACACCCUUCGGUACUCGGCCUCCUUGAAGUCGACGCUGUCCAAAUACUACCACGUUGGAGAUGACGAAUCGGACCUCCUCAUCAGCGAGGCACGAGCACGUCUGGCCGCCAACUACAUCUUCUACACGGGCAUCGUCAAGACUAAGAUCGACUGCUAUCCUCACACUCAAAGGAGAAUGAACGAAAAAACGAUCCACAUCCUUGACCCCGAAUGCCUGGCCCACGUUUGCCGCUACCUCAGCCUCAGCGAUGUUGCCAACCCGUGA